UCUCUCGUGCUCAUAAUUCAUAUCCCUCGGCCCCAAGAAAACCCUAAAAACCCCUGGGCGAAGACUCUCCUCUCCCUCGAGAGUAACCCUAACCCUUGAAUCCUCGAUCAGAAUUGUGGCUUGUUGCAUUGAAGGAAAAUGGCAAAGAAGCUGAACCCGCUCGUGUUUCUCGACAUAUCAAUCGAUGGAGGCCGCGCCGAGAGAAUCACAUUUGAGCUUUUCUCAGAUAUUGUCCCAAAAACUGCAGAGAAUUUUCGAGCGCUUUGUACAGGAGAGAAAGGAAUUGGAGCAUCUACACAGAAACCACUACAUUUCAAGGGAUCAAAUUUUCAUCGCAUCAUACAAGGAUUUGUUGCCCAGGGUGGUGAUUUUUCAAAAGGAGAUGGAAGUGGUGGAGAGAGUAUAUAUGGUGGAAAAUUUCCAGAUGAGAACUUCAAGCUGAAACAUGAUGGACCCGGUGUUCUGUCCAUGGCAAAUUCUGGACCAAACACUAAUGGAUCGCAAUUCUUCAUCACCUUCAGGGGAACACCACAUCUUGAUGGUAAACAUGUUGUUUUUGGGAAGGUGGUGAGUGGAAUGGCCUUGCUAACGAAGCUAGAAGCCCAAGGUUCAGACACUGGGAAACCUCUUUGUCUUGUAAAGAUCGUAGAUUGUGGCGAAGUUUCUGGUAGUAAGACUCAAAUUUCACGUGGAACAGAGAAAGCAGAAAAGAAGCUAAAUAGAUCGAAGGGUAAUUCUGAUGAUGAUGAGAGAGUAAGAGGAAAAAGAGAUGUAACCGAUAAGAAGAAGAAAAAGAGAAGAUACAAAUCUUCUGAUUCACAUAGCUCUUAUAGUUCUGAUUCAGAGUCCUAUUCCUCUGAGAGUAAUUCGGAUUCAGACUCGGAUUCAGACUCAUCAUCAGAGACUAGCUCCUCCAGUGAUCGUAGACAUAAGAGGAGAAAGAAAACAUCCAAAAAGGACAAGAAAAGAAAAAGGGGCCGCCGAAGAGAUAAGAGACCGAGUAGACAUAAUAGAAGAUCAAAGAGGAAGUCAAAAUGGAGCUCGGAGAGUUCUAGUGAUUCUGAGAGCGGAAGUACCAGAAGCAGUAGCCCCGACAGUGGAGAAGCUGACCGUCCAACCAAAGGUCGAGAUAAAUCCACUUCACCGGUCUUGGAAAAAGUUGCAGCAAUGGAAGAGCCAAAGAAAGAUGAAAAAAGGACUACUGAGGCUACUGAAUUAAAUGAGGGAAAAUUCCUGCAAAAAGUUGGCCAUGCUCGAGAGAAUAAUAAUGGCUUGGAAGCGAGAUCUGACGAAGCUGCAAAUCAACGUUCUGAUUCUGAAGAUAAAUCGAGCAAAUUCAGGGAGGGCCCAAGUGGUAGUUCAAGGAGAAGCCCGGUUAGAGCUGCUGCAAAUGAAAACAAGAUCCGAAGAAUGGACGGCCAUUCAAGGAGUCCAUCUAGGAUUCCCUUGAAUAAGGCUUCUGAGCCUGCAUUAAAUCGUGAACGAGAUUUACGAAAAAGCCCUUCGCCCGAUGGUCAUCCAAAGAGAGUAAGAAAGGGACGUGGAUUCACGCAGCAGUACGCUUUUGUGCGUAAAUAUCGGACACCGUCGCCGGAACGCUUGCCCUUUCGCUCCCGUAAUUAUACAGGAAGAUAUGAAAGAGAAGGUUAUCGGAAUAGUUAUGGGAGGUAUCGAAAUUACUCUGAGCGGUCACCGGCAAGGAGAUAUUAUGGUGCUUCAAGGGUUAGCAGGGGUGGUAGUCCAACGAGAUACCGAAGGGGACGAAGCAGGAGCAUUUCAACCAGCCCCAUGGGCCGCCGCGGCCGAGGGAGGGACCGCAGCCCGAGCCCGAGACGUAGCCGAAGCCCGAGAGAUUAUCGUAGGCCCGCUAUUAGCGAAAGACUCCAAUCUCGUCUCGACACACAAGACAUCAAGCGCCCUUCAAAAGAAAGGUCGCGAUCUAGGUCAAAGAGUCGGGGUUCUUCAGCAUCCCGAUCUCCCAUUCGGGGUUCGGUCAAAAGGGAGAAUACGAGAAAUCGGAGAUCUCGGAGCAGUUCCAGGUCGAGUAGUCCUGCUGGAAACGCUGGUUUGGUUUCGUAUGGAGAUGGGAGCCCUAAUGGUUAGCUAUGUUUUGAGUUUGACUACCGCGAAGGUUUUGAUUAUCUCUCUCUAUAUAUUGUCUUGUACUUGUGUACUGACUCAGUAAGGUAAACCUAUUUUCGGUUCGGAAUUUUGCUUUGUUUUAUGUUUAUGUUUAAUGGGUUGUCCUUUUUCCCUUAGUAUUGUCUUGGAAUGAUGUUGAAGAAUGAAAAAUGACAUACACAAUGAUACAGCAGAUAUUGUUGUCAUGAAUUAUGCUCAUUUCUCAGUGGUAUCAAUUUGCUUGCAACAA
This is a messenger RNA of Ananas comosus (pineapple), 2371 nucleotides long. RefSeq names its product peptidyl-prolyl cis-trans isomerase CYP63-like. NCBI's taxonomy places the organism in Eukaryota, Viridiplantae, Streptophyta, Magnoliopsida, Poales, Bromeliaceae. The transcript has 14 exons. Gene Ontology annotation, molecular function: peptidyl-prolyl cis-trans isomerase activity. Gene Ontology annotation, biological process: protein peptidyl-prolyl isomerization; protein folding. Bases 139 to 2103 code for a protein of 654 amino acids. The record is from RefSeq and is a predicted model, not a curated record.